CUGAUCCUCAGCACGCUAGGCAAGCUGAAAAUAAGCUAGAAACAAACUGUUUACAAAAAAGAUUUGAAGUUUACAAUAUAUUAGAAAAGUCAAUUAAGCUCCUUCCGUUUAUGCCAACCCACGCCAUCGUUAAGCCUUACGGAAAUUCCCAACUUCCAUCUACAGCUUAAACCCAUCGCACAAAUACUGAAUAGUGAAACGGUAUAAGCCAAUUUAAUAAUAUGUAAACCUAUGCCUACCUAUGCCUACCUAGGUAGUUAUACACAUUGGCAUAGGAUUUUCAUCAAUCAUGGAUCCAAUCAUAACUUCUCAUUGGCCGUACAAGCCAGUAGAUUCUAUUUUGGUGAUACUGCCGAGCCAGAUGGAAUGUCUUAGUGGAUGCAGUUAGAUGCCAGGAGGCUCAAAGACGAAGAUGGAGUGACCAGACUAUUCGACAUGUAUAAUAUAUAAAGGUCUCACAUCGUCCUCCGUUACCUCAAACACAAUCAACAGCCAACAGCCAACACCCAAAGGCAUCUUUCAAUCAUUUCUAAAUAUCACAUUCAUUUCGAAACGUCUUCACAAUGAAGCCAAUUACGUUCCUUACCACCGCUCUUUUCCUCUCCCUAGGGAGCUCUCUAGUCGUCCCAGUCCAGGACAUCGUCGAGAUCGGCGAUCUAGAAGACUCCAUCGACAUCCGGGAGAUCGAGGCAAUACUUGAGGACCGCUCCCUCGAGGACCGCGCCGUCAUCCCCAAGUUCACCUACCGCGGCUUCCCCCGCAGCGCCACCUGCGCCAAGACCACCUACACCACGGCGCGGAUGCACGACGCCGGCGAGCAGGCCGGCAAGCUCGAGACCCGCAACAAGAAGAUCGGCAACGGGAAGUACCCCCACGUCUUCCACAACCGCGGCAAGGAGAUCAAGAACUUCGAGGCCAAGUGCAAGGGCCCGCUCUACGAGUUCCCCAUCCUCCAGAACAAGAAGGUCUACACCGGCGCCCGCCCCGACGACCCAGGCCCAGACCGCGUCGUCGUCAACGUCUCCGCCAAGAACAAGAAGACCGGGAAGGUCGACGUUACCUUCUGCGGCUUGAUGACCCACACCGGCGCCAGGAACAGGAGCUCCUUCGUCCAGUGCCACUGGAAGUAAGCGAGGCGCUGAUUUCGAGGCAUUGGUUCUCGGACUUGUUGGUUGGUAGAGUGGAGAGUUAAGGGGUGGCUUGCGGGUUCAGGCAGAUCGUUAGGAACGUGUAUAUAUGACGACCUAUCAGCGAUAGGAUUUACAUAGCCCGGGUGGUUUUUUUGGUUCAAUAGCCCAGGCAGGUUUAUGGCCCAGGUGGUUCGGCUAUCCUGGUGGUGAUUACCACGUGGAAGCCUUUAGCAUGUAUAAAUGGAGGGUUCGGUCGCAUGUAGCUUAGCAUAGGGACAGGCGUUUAUAGACUCACUCUUCUGCAUA
This is a messenger RNA of Daldinia loculata, 1436 nucleotides long. Its product is annotated as Ribonuclease/ribotoxin. The transcript is spliced from 2 exons. The record is from RefSeq and is a predicted model, not a curated record. NCBI's taxonomy places the organism in Eukaryota, Fungi, Ascomycota, Sordariomycetes, Xylariales, Hypoxylaceae. The coding region runs from base 564 to 1130 and encodes 188 amino acids. Gene Ontology annotation, molecular function: RNA nuclease activity; RNA binding.